AUAAUAUAUAUGUACUUAUUCCCAUGUAUGCGUGAAAGCUUGAUUAGAUUGUUUUAACAAAAUUCAAUUGAAAUCUAUAGAGUUGAUCAAGUUCCAAUUGUUCAGUUCAUCAGUUACAGUGAAUAUAUGCAUACAUAUGUAUUUAUUUUAAGUGUCUGACAAUGACCGCAGUGAAGCCCGUGCUCUGCGUGGGCUGCACUGUAAUUGACUUUGUUACUAUCAAUGAAAGUUUCCCCACUGAGGAUACGGAUCGGCGAUGCCUAGACGGAUACUGGCAGCGUGGCGGAAACGCCUCUAACGUAAGCACAGUGCUUCGACUACUGGGAGCCAAUGUCGAUUUCUUUGGCAUGCUCAGUCGAUCGAACGGCUUCCGGGUGCUGUUGGAUGAUUUGGAUCAACGUGGCAUUGGCAUACAGCACUGUCCCAAGACGGAGAAAGACCCGCCGUUCUCUUCAGUGAUAAUUGUCAAGGAGACUGGUUCGCGCACCAUUGUGCACUGCAAUAAAAAUUAUCCAUAUAUAACGUGGGAGGACUUCAGGAAAAUAGAUCUUGAUCGCUACGGUUGGGUUCACUUUGAGGCACGUCAGUCCCAGGAAACAAUCAAAAUGAUAAAAACUGUGCAGGAGCACAAUCGGAAUCACAAUUCGAACAUUCUCAUCUCAUUAGAUUUUGAGACAACGUUUGAGAAAAAUCUACCACUGUGCGGCCUAUGCGACUAUGUUGUGUUUUCUAGUGAGCUGGCCAGCCAGCAGGGCUGGAAAAGCUCACAGGAAACGUGCUAUGCGCUUGCCAGCAGCUUAAAACCCGAAUGCCCUAGCAUAAUUUGUCCUUGGGGUAGCACAGGUGCUGCGUGUCUAGAUACCGUCUUCAAUAAGUUCUCGAAUGUGGCCGCCUUUAAGCCAGACCACAUCGUGGAUACACUUGGUGCCGGUGACAGCUUUAUGGCUGGAUUCAUAUACGCAACCUACGUGAUGCAGUGCAGCCUGUCGGAUGCUGUAAGUUUCGCUAACCGAGUGGCUGGCCACAAGAUCACAGAUUUUGGAUACGAUCACAUUGCCGAACUACAGGCAGACAACAAGCUUGCAACGAAGUGAACAUAGUU
Drosophila hydei is the source of this 1102-nucleotide messenger RNA. Its product is annotated as ketohexokinase. Bases 162 to 1094 code for a protein of 310 amino acids. Gene Ontology annotation, biological process: fructose metabolic process. The transcript has a single exon. The record is from RefSeq and is a predicted model, not a curated record. NCBI's taxonomy places the organism in Eukaryota, Metazoa, Arthropoda, Insecta, Diptera, Drosophilidae. Gene Ontology annotation, molecular function: ketohexokinase activity.